CCGUCGUCGUUACAAGAAGUGCAUGCACAUGGUGGUCUUUUGCAAAGCAUGGUGUCAUCGUUACCUCACAGUGUUUGUCUGGCUGACGCUGAACUCGAAAACUUUGUUUCAACUUCAGUUUCGACUUGAGCAUCAUAUAAAAUAGGGAUUAAUUAUGGGAAUCAAGUCUUAAGGAUUUUCGGCGAGGAGGAGAGAAACCACGUGGCGGUGUGUGUAUCAUUUAACCAAAUUAAUUCAGUGUGAUAGACAGUGAUCCAGUAGUAAAAUUAACAAGUGGCGACAUUAUAGUGGGAACUUCCGGUUUAUGUAAUUUUAUUAUUCAACUGUCAAUCAUAAUCUAAAACGUUAUCUGUGCCUGUAAGAUUAAAUCGGCUAAGUGAUAUACCUACAUAAAUACCUUAUCAAUUAGUGGUUUGGUUAGACAUUUUCCAUUGAGCCUUCUCUAUUUACCAUGGAAUGGGAAAGUAGCAGCAGUGACAGAUCAAAUCAAGGAAGAAGAGGAGGAGUGCACCCACGUGAUUCGAUUUUAUCUUCUCGAAUGGAUGACAGCAUGAACAACAACGACCUUCCCCCACCACCAUCUUCACGACACCGGCAAUCUUCCGGAAAUUGGGGGAAGCCUCACCUGGAAAUAUUGGUCCAACCCCAGCCCAAGUUCAGAUUUCGGUACAAGUCGGAAAUGACUGGGAAGCAUGGAAGUCUUUUGGGAGUGGUGACGCCGAGCAGCAGCAGCGUGGGCCGAUCUAGUUGUACCAGUACCGGUGGUGGUUAUGGUACUGGUGGUGGUCAAGGGGAGUUUGGCGGCGGUGGUGAAGAAGUAGUGGCGUCUAGUUUUAGUCACGCUCCCACGUGGUCUGUCCCAUCGUACGGUGGUGGUGGUGGUGGAAAUAUGCCGACAUCAUCGAGCAGUAUGGCGGCUGGAUUUUCUGCUGGUGGAAUACAGUCAAAACUCUUCCCCACAGUCAAACUCCACAACUUCUCUGGCAAUGCGGUAAUUCGAGUGUCCUUGGUUUGCGAUGCGAGACCGCACUACCCGCAUCCCCACUUGUUGGAAAUGGGUCAAUCUCCGCAACUUAAUUCUGGCCUGGAUUUGGACACCACUUUCUCCAGCAGUCUCGUCCCGGCAUCUUUUUCUGGUGAAAGUCGAUGUGUCGACGGAUACGUUGAAAUCCCCGUGUCGGCGGAUAACGAUUAUACCGCGGUGUUUCAAGGUCUCAACAUAAUUUACAUCGGGAAAAAGGAGAGUCGACGCGUCCUCCUGAAUAAAAUGUCGCAAAUCGGCGCAGAUUCGGAGAGGAAAGUGACCCUGGAACAAUUGGAGGAUCUCGCCCUCACCAUUAAUCUCAACGUGGUGGCGUUAUUCUUUGAAGCGAUCGUUCGAAAUCCGUCCCAUCAUCGGGGAGGAGGAGGGGAUAAUUUGGUCCACCUGUGUCCACCCGUGGUUUCCGGAUCCAUUCAACAUAAUAAAAGUACACAAACCGGAGAGCUAAGGAUUGUUCGGAUUGACAAAUUUUCCAGUUGCUGUACCGGCAAUGAGGAGGUGUUCACCCUUGUUGAGAAAGUCGAUAAGCAUAAUAUCCAAAUCAAAUUUUACGAGGAGAGCGACAAAGGUGUCGAGAUUUGGAAGGCGUACGGGAAAUUUAGCAAGUUGGAUGUGCAUCAUCAAUACGCUAUCGUAUUCAAAACGCCACCCUAUCGAAACUUGGAUAUCGAGAGUGAAGCCGACGUUUGGAUCCAACUUGAAAGACCGAGCGACGGUGCGACAUCCCAACCAAUUCCGUUUAGAUAUCGACCAGUUGAAAAUAUUCGUAAAAUGCCAAAAAGGCAGCCGAGAUCAAGAAACGAGCAAGAUCAUCAUCAUAACCCCAACCAGAGACAAUUCGACCCCAGUAUGGAUCGUGAUGGGGCAAGUGGUGGUGGUGGUGGUGGUGCAGGAAACGCCGGAAGUUAUGGAGGCGUGGAGGAUAACAGGAAUAACCCCUUGGCUGGACCAUCCAACAUUCGACAAGGAGCUUCCUCCUCCAGUCGUGAAGUUUCAUUCCCUUGUGAUACCUCCGCAAUGGCGUCGAGUUCGGAGGAUGCCUCCCAAUCCAAAGCAUUAGCGAUGAGUGUGGCGUUAAGCAUUUGUCAAGGAAUCCACGGUUGGGCAGAGACUUCAGAUAUUGGUCAAGUUCUUCAGAAACUGAGACACCUUUUAUGCCUCGUGAAUGAACAUGGAGACAAUGCUCUCCACUCUGCCAUAAUUCAUCAACAGAAGGAACCCUUUUUCCGAAUUCUCCAAACCCUUUCGGCCUUCCCGGACACGGCGUCGGUCAUCAACGAGCCGAACGCCCAACUCUUGACCCCCCUCCACCUGGCCGUGCUGUCCAACAGGAGUGACUUUGUGACCGAACUGCUCCGUCAUAAUGCGGACAUUUCUCUUCAAAAUUGUGAGGGCGAGACCCCACUGCACAUCGCGGUGAAGGCGAAUGAUAUCUCCACGGUGAAAUAUCUCCUCCAAGCCCCCACUGCCCCGGUAGCUAUCAACAAGUUCAAUUACGCCUCCAUGUCUCCCCUCCUGAUGGCGGUGUCCUCCGGAAAUAAUGAAAUGGUGGAACUUCUCUGCUCCCAUAAGGCGUCACUGACCGCACAAGAGGGCACAUUUGGCCGCACCCCACUCCACACAGCGGUCGAAAAGGAGACCAAAGAGUCCAUUAUUAGUACAAUGAUCAUUCUCAAAAGUGCUGGAAAUGAUGCCGCCGACCUUACCAAUAUUCAGAAUUAUAGGGGAGAUACCCCCCUCCAUUCCGCAGCUCAUUCCGGCUUUACCACGCUAUGUGCACUCUUAAUGCAUUAUGGGGCUGACCCCAUGGUUGAAAACCACGUGAGAAAAGAGACUGAUGAAGAAGAAGAGGACAAUAACGGUGGCGAUAAUACUAAUAAUUCCUCCUCCUCCUCCGAUGAUGACAGACUGAGUGGUCAGACCGUUUUCGACAUAACAUCGUCCGACCAAGUGCUCCGUAUUUUGAAGGGAACAUUGGACGAUUGGGAAAUAAUAUUGAAGGCGUGUUCUCCCCUCCUCCUCCCCUCGUCCCCCCUUCUCGCACAUGCCGGCGGUGGUGGUGAUAAAGACAAAGAUUUCGAAUCUAAAUGUCUCGACUCUGGAAUUGAUGUUAAUACAUUUAAUAGCUCACAAUUUCUAAAUUCAUCAUCGUCAAAUCAAUUAUAACCGGAGUAAUUUAAGAAUUUUGUUAAAUAUUUUUGGAGAGACUUAUUAUAAAAGGAUGGUCACUAUAAGAUGGCUGUUUACUAGGUCAAAUGCCCUUUAUAUUGUAUUAUAUGAAAUAUCCCUUUCUUGUAUUAAAUAUUGUACAGUAAAUUAGAUUACCAGUUGCCAAAAAGAUGUAACUUUAAGAACAACAUGCUAAUCUUGUGAUUAACUUUCGAGCUGAAUAUUAAGAAAGAAGGUUUUCCAAAUUUAAGUAAAAUAAUUAUUAUAAAUUAGAAUCCCUUUAUUAGAUCCCUUUAUUCAUGUUAAUAAAUAUAUAUUUAGCUUUAAACAAAUUUCAAGUCGUAAAAUUAUUUGUUAAGUGGUACAUUAAAAUAAAACAUACAGAAUAAUAAAACUCGUGUUUUUUUCAAA
Folsomia candida is the source of this 3622-nucleotide messenger RNA. RefSeq names its product nuclear factor NF-kappa-B p105 subunit. Gene Ontology annotation, molecular function: DNA-binding transcription factor activity; protein binding; DNA binding. Gene Ontology annotation, cellular component: cytoplasm. The record is from RefSeq and is a predicted model, not a curated record. Lineage: Eukaryota; Metazoa; Arthropoda; Collembola; Entomobryomorpha; Isotomidae. Bases 452 to 3208 code for a protein of 918 amino acids. Gene Ontology annotation, biological process: response to cytokine; inflammatory response; canonical NF-kappaB signal transduction. The transcript is spliced from 10 exons.